AUGUCCGUCGCACAGAACCCCCUCAGCUCCGACCUGAUCUGGGCCGUGACCCGCAACAACAACUCCUUCCUCGUCAAGCGCCAGGGACUCAAGCCUUUCUCCCGCGACCCUCUCAACCUCACCAACAAGCACUCCCGCAAGUAUGUCGGUUACGCCAACGCUCAGGCCAUCGGCAUCCAACCCGACAGCAACACCAUCGCCGUAACCACCAAGACCUCCAAGCAAAACCAGCCCGCCAAACUCUACCACACAUCCUCCUACUCGGCCUCCACCCCAUCCCGUAAACUCUACAAGAACAUCGUCAACUCCACCGCCAAGAAGGGCUACCGCGCGGACCUGCGCUCCGAAGCCGUGUCUCGCGCUUCCGCCAUUCGUGCCAGCCAGAGGGAGAACAAGAAGGACCGAAAUGCCAAGCCAAGAGGUGCUAAGCACCGCAAGGCCCAGCAGGCUGAGUUCUUGAAGUUGACUGCGGAGAACUAA
Ramularia collo-cygni is the source of this 480-nucleotide messenger RNA. Its product is annotated as related to 60S ribosomal protein L28. The transcript is spliced from 2 exons. Gene Ontology annotation, molecular function: structural constituent of ribosome. NCBI's taxonomy places the organism in Eukaryota, Fungi, Ascomycota, Dothideomycetes, Mycosphaerellales, Mycosphaerellaceae. Gene Ontology annotation, biological process: translation. Gene Ontology annotation, cellular component: ribosome; cytosolic large ribosomal subunit. The record is from RefSeq and is a predicted model, not a curated record. The coding region runs from base 1 to 480 and encodes 159 amino acids.